Molecule: messenger RNA, 285 nt
Organism: Ilex paraguariensis (yerba mate)
Lineage: Eukaryota; Viridiplantae; Streptophyta; Magnoliopsida; Aquifoliales; Aquifoliaceae
Source: the annotation of a GenBank genome assembly
AUGGCAGUUAAGGCAUUGAACCAAGCGAGAUUGGAAGCAAAUGUUAGAGUGUAUGGAAGUGGAAAUUACCAGAAGAAAUGGCCAAGUCCAUUUGUAGUUGCUUGUGGUGUUUUGCUUUUGGUAUCGUUUCUAAGAUACGUUUAUCACCCGGUUCAAUGGGUGGCUCUUGGAGCUGUUGCUGUUGGUAUAUUUGUUUUGAAAGCCAUAGCUGCCAUACGCAACUUCACACUCGAUAUCAACAUUCUUAUGCUAAUUACAGGUACAUACCUUACAGAUCUAGCUAUA